This is a messenger RNA of Frieseomelitta varia, 2988 nucleotides long. RefSeq lists its product as uncharacterized. The coding region runs from base 113 to 2215 and encodes 700 amino acids. The transcript has 5 exons. The record is from RefSeq and is a predicted model, not a curated record. NCBI's taxonomy places the organism in Eukaryota, Metazoa, Arthropoda, Insecta, Hymenoptera, Apidae.
AUUUGCCCUUGUUUAUUUUGAAUUGAUCGCGUUGAUCGGAACGCUUUUGGAUGAUCCAAUAACAAAACCGCGGUACAGGCGACAUUUCGUCGAGUUUAACGAAUAAUUAAUUAUGACUACAAUGGAUUCUGAUUCUGAAAGUCAGGACAGUGAUGAUGGACGACGAUUUCGUUUUGAAGCUACUCGUAAAGAUAACGUGCAGUUAGACGCAAAAUUAGGAAAACUGUCGAGAUCGAGAUCAAAAUCGGAACACGAGUCUGGCUAUAAUGACACAGAGCAUAAAGAUAAAAAAGACAAAUCUAAACGUCACUGUAACAAAGAACACAAAUUUUCAAAAGAACUAGACUCCGACAACGACUUCAAACAUUGUACUAAGCAUUCGAAACAUUCUGUCGAGUCGAAAAACUCGAAACACGAAGAUGAUGAUGAUCAUAAAAAUGUAAGAGACGCUGGUUCGGAUGCUAAGAGUACUACGUUAUCGUCAAAGCAUAAAACGAAAUAUGCAGAACGGCACAAGAGUAGAAGCCGAAAUGAACAUCGAAGCAACAAGUCUCAAGAACGAUGUCGUAGCCGAAACGAAAACGACAAGCAUAGAAACAAAUCUCACGAAAAGUAUAAGCAUUCUAUUCGCGAUAGAAGCCGCGACAAAAAUUAUCAGCCGUACAAAACGAGAUCCGAAGAGCACGGUAAGUUUCGAGGAGAAUCUGAAAGGCAUAACACACACAAAAAGAUGCUGGUGAGAGAAGAUGAAGGGCAAUGCUUGGAAGAAUAUUCUUCAUCUAAAAAUGUAGAACAAGGUCAUAACGAUAAUGAAUCACCAACGAAGAGAGAUCUUUCAGUGGAGAAUCAAGAAUAUAAAGAUGAAUUGAAUUUAUCUGAAUUUGACAUCCUCUCGGAGACGGAUGAAAAUACAUCCGAUUGUUCUGAUAUAAAGGAUAAAAACUCACUAUCACAACAACAUAAUAAGAAAUCGAAAAAAAGAAAUUUUAACAAUGAAUGCGAUAAUUUGCCAAAAAAGCAGGCGAAACAAAUCGAACCCAUGGAAGGAUCGCUAAAGGUAAAUGCAAGGAAGAAUAAUAUGUUGUAUGGUUCCAGUAAUAAUAAUUCUGGUACCAUUUCAGAUUCCUCAUUAGGUACUACAUCGCCUAUACUGACAGAAUCGAGGAAAAACAUAGUUGAUUUAAAUAGUAAGGAGGAGAGUUUGAAUUUUACUGAACAAACUUCCUUGCAUCCCGAUAAUUACGACUCUGCAAAAGCAACAGAUGUUCAUUUAUCUGAGACGUGUAUUGAGAAAUGUACAACCUACGGACCGGCCCUGCCGCCGCAAUUAACAGUUGAUUCUUCCAUUAGCAUGGAAUCAGAUGAAGAUGUACAUUUUAUAGGACCUUGUUUAUCAAAGAAUGACGCACAGGAUACAAGUGCAAGAACUGAGAAAGACACACUACACAGCAUUAAUCAAGAUAACAUAAUGCAAAAUGAUACGGAUGUUGUUUUUGGUCCAGCAUUACCACCGCAUUUAUUGAAGCAAAAAUAUAAUAACGAAACAAAUACAAAAAUCAUGGGCCCUACUCUUCCAAAUACCAUAACAUUGUUUAAUGAUAAUGAAGUAAAUCAAAUAGAAUCCGAGGACGAAGAUGAAGGUAUAGGUCCAUUGCCGGUUAAUCAUCCAGCGUUAGACAGUAACUACGUACAAAGACAAUUGGAACAACGAGCGCAGCUAAUUAAAAAUGAACAGAAGAAUGAGGAUAGUAAGGUGAAUCAACGGGAAGAAUGGAUGAUCGAGUUACCUCCAACUCAGAUUGAUAAUUUAGGAUUAACAUCACGAAAAUUUCGAAUGAGAGCAGGUCCAGAUAUGUCUGAUAGGUCAUGCUGGACAGAUACUCCAGCAAAGAAAGCUGAGAAACGAAAACAGCGAGAAGAAGAGAAACUACACAAUGUUCAAACAUCGAUUCGAGAUUUGUUUGAGGAAAGUGGUAAAACUGAAUGUAGGAAAAGUAAGAAACGUGAGAAAUCGCUUUUAGAAAUACAUCGAAACCAGCUACAAAAGGAAAAACGGAAAGAAGAAAAAAAGGCAAAAUCAACCGCGCAGGCAAUUAGAAGACCAUUUGACAGAGAUAUCGAUUUAACAGUUAAUCGAUUCGAUCAGUCUCAGAAGAAUGCUAUCAUACAUAAAGCACAAUAUUUAGACGAAAGGUUUUCUCGCGGAAAGAUUUAAUAAGAAAUCAGAGUAAAUAUUUCAAUUCAUUAUUAAAAUUUUAUAUGUAGAGUACAUAACGAAUUAAUUUGUUUCAGUAUAAGUAGUUUUGCUAAUGAGUGCCUUCACACACGCACACACGCGCGCGCGCGCGCGCGCGCACACACACACACACACACACACACACACACACACACACAUUUAUAGUAAAAUUAUAUUUCAAGAUAAACCGAAUGUUUUCAUUUUUCAUAAAUAAUUUUUUCUUAUUUAAUGUUUUGUCAUUAUAACAGUUAAUCAUAUUGUAAAUGAUAUUUAUGUUGAAAUAUUAAAAAUGUUUAAAAUACCCAAAGACUGGAAUAUAUUCGAAGUCACUCAGGCAAAAUAUAUUAUAUGCUAUAAUCUAAAUUUAAUUAAUUAUUCCUUAAGUAUUAAAAAAUUACAUUAUAUAUAAAUAAUAUAUUUAUAUAUAAUUAUCUUAAUUAUCUUUAUAUGCAUUAUAAAUCAUAUCAAGUCAUAGUUUUGUUUUUAUUUUUAUUGUUUAAAUGGUCACUUUUCACGUUUGUAAUGUUUAUGUGCAGCAUGACAUGUGAUAAGUGAAUAAACUGUAACAUUGUAUAUAUACAUAAUAGACAUAAAUUUCACGUAUAAAAACAGAAAAGUACUUUUUUUCGAUUAAUUUUACUGGGCAAUCGAUUUUAUUCGUAACUAUUUAAGGACAUUUUGAUGUAACAGUUGUUUUAUCCAAUGCAAACAGUUGUAAUUGUACUAAGUUUAAAUACACUUUUUACAAAAAU